Molecule: messenger RNA, 225 nt
Organism: Ogataea philodendri
Lineage: Eukaryota; Fungi; Ascomycota; Pichiomycetes; Pichiales; Pichiaceae
Exons: 1
Coding region: 1-225 (74 amino acids)
Source: RefSeq, a predicted model, not a curated record
AUGGGUAUCCGAGGUCCUGUGUACGAUCUAACCGACACUGUGACUAAAUCCGAAUCCAAGUCCAAUAGCGCACCCAACAGCAGCUGCAAACGCAAGCAGACCGCUUAUCAGUUUGUACUUGGUUGGGAUUCUGCCGAAUUCGUUGUCAAGGUACCCGACACAAAUCAGUAUCCAGAAUGGUGGCACCAAGAACGAAAUCAGAACAAAUAUCAACGCAGUGCUUGA